Molecule: messenger RNA, 384 nt
Organism: Malus domestica (apple)
Lineage: Eukaryota; Viridiplantae; Streptophyta; Magnoliopsida; Rosales; Rosaceae
Source: RefSeq, a predicted model, not a curated record
AUGUCCCAAGAAUCCAGCAACGCUUCUGUAGCGGUGGCGGCAUCGAUAGGAUCAUUCAUGGAGGAAGCAUGGAUGACGAAGCCUUUUCUGUCGGACGAGUGGCAGUGCUGCAGUAUUUGCUUGGAAUGCUUGAACAGUGCAGAAGCCGAUAAGGAGGUAACAUUGCCUUGUAAGCAUAAGUUUCACUCGGCUUGUAUUCAAACCUGGCUCGCCAAGCGCGAUAUAUGUCCGCUCUGCGGGAUCAAUGUUAAGCCUGCCGUGCAGCUCUGCAGGAUCAAUGUUAAGCUUGACGUGCCGGCAAUGAUGGAAGAAAACGAUGAGAUCAACGUGUGGGUGAAUAUGAUCACCAAUAUGGCUCAACUAUGGCACUUUGAUAGUCUUUGA